CAUGCUGGGUUCCGCGGGGCGCGAGCGGCGGCGGCGGCGGCGGUGAUGGGACCCCGGCGAGAGAUCUGCGGCUAGGCUGGCUGCACUUGCUCCACGGGUCAGGGGAUCGGAGGGACAGGACUGAAGAAUGUGCUGCUGAAAAGUUGAAAAGUAAACAACAGUGGAGGACAAGGAGGUCAAAGCUGGGAAGAAUGAGUUCCUGCAGCAACAUCUGUGGGUCCAAGCAAGCACAGGCACCCGCCGAGGGUGGGUACCAGCGCUAUGGAGUGCGGUCCUACCUGCACCAGUUCUAUGAAGACUGCACAGCCUCCAUCUGGGAGUAUGAGGAUGAUUUUCAGAUCCAGAGGUCACCUAACAGGUGGAGCUCCAUAUUCUGGAAGGUCGGACUCAUCUCAGGCACAAUCUUCGUGAUUCUUGGACUGACUGUUCUGGCAGUGGGCUUUCUUGUGCCCCCCAAGAUCGAAGCCUUCGGAGAAGCGGAUUUUGUGGUGGUUGACUCACACGCCAUGCAGUUUAACAGCGCCCUUGACAUGUGCAAGCUGGCAGGAGCUGUGCUGUUCUGCAUCGGGGGCACGUCCAUGGCAGGGUGCCUGCUGAUGUCGGUGUUUGCCAAAAACUACUCCAAAGAAGAGAAAUUCCUUCAGCAAAAGUUUAAGGAGCGAAUCGCAGAUAUUAAGGCCCACACCCAGCCCAUUAAUAAAGCUCCAGGCCCAGGGGAGACAAAGAUUCCAGUCACUUUGUCCAAGGUUCAAAAUGUCCAGCCUCUGUCAGCAACCUGAAGCCUUCCCCGCCCUGGUGGUCCCUGUGGCUCACACACCUCGGGAAAAGGGAUGCUGGCUUCUGAGAUAGCAAAGAUUUGAUGGUAGCCCAACUUCAGCUGUUGGCCAACAGGCACAGUGUAGGAGGGAGCUCGGAUGUGCUUGAUCCAGGUGUGACCCCAGCCACAGGCACCUGCUUAGUGCAUCCAGCUGCUGUGGGCAGAUGCACUGGGCCAACGGGAUCCCCUCUGGAGCUUCUCUUUCAGAUGUUGUGAUCGUGUCUGAUUUCCGGUAUUGUUUGAAGUGCUCCACCAUUGAGACCAGCUAAUGUGGUUUGUUUUGUUUUCUAAUAGUUGGUAUUUCUACUCCCUCCUUCGUGGUGCUGUCUUCUACCUGUGUCUUUCUGUGUAUAAAAUGUUGUCCCAUGGUGUUCAUGGAAACCUGGGGUUCCCUGAUUUUAGUCUGAACAUUAGUCUUUUAAUUGCAUCUUACCGGGAAAGUUCCAGAGAUUGGACAAAAAUUUAUCAUGUUCCCCAUAAUUCUUUGUGUAUUCAGAUUUUUUUCUCAAUUAUGAAGCUCAAAUUGCUUGACUGGGCAUGGU
Octodon degus (degu) is the source of this 1359-nucleotide messenger RNA. RefSeq names its product neurensin 1 (gene Nrsn1). The transcript is spliced from 4 exons. NCBI's taxonomy places the organism in Eukaryota, Metazoa, Chordata, Mammalia, Rodentia, Octodontidae. The record is from RefSeq and is a predicted model, not a curated record. Gene Ontology annotation, biological process: nervous system development. Bases 192 to 779 code for a protein of 195 amino acids. Gene Ontology annotation, cellular component: transport vesicle; neuron projection; neuronal cell body.